AUGAACUCAACCGACACCGCGCAUUCUUCCGCUUCCCCUCCCAUAGGAAUUUCUCAUUCUCUCAUGGACAAAUUCUUCGUUCUCGCCGACGAGCGUGGUCCCCGCUAUUCCUCCUCCUGGACAUAUCAUCUCAACCGCAUCAUAAUCAUCUACAAACCACAAAACGCCCAAAGUCUAUUUCGGGUUCCUGACGAAUUCUGUGCCAAUAUGCUCAGAUAUCCGUUCAUGCCCGAAGAUAUUCUCAAGCAUAAAGUGGCUACAGCGGUUGCUGAGGAUGAACGUCAGCAUAUGGGGGAGCUCCUCAGAAUAAUCGAAGAGAAUGAUACGAGAGAUCAGGAAGAGGCUGAGUCUACUGCCGAGGAGGAGCGGAAAGAGCGUAAGCAGGAUCGUGAGAUUGAAAGGGCGGUUGAUGAAUACAUCGAGGAUUGCGCUGAAGGGAGCGAUUUCUACAAUUUUGAUGAUAAUUCCGAUGACGAGGCGAACUGCAUGGAUGAAGAUGAGAAAUAA
Morchella sextelata is the source of this 507-nucleotide messenger RNA. RefSeq lists its product as uncharacterized. Lineage: Eukaryota; Fungi; Ascomycota; Pezizomycetes; Pezizales; Morchellaceae. The transcript has 2 exons. The record is from RefSeq and is a predicted model, not a curated record. The coding region runs from base 1 to 507 and encodes 168 amino acids.